Drosophila busckii is the source of this 5412-nucleotide messenger RNA. It is a transcript of the gene stau, whose product is annotated as maternal effect protein staufen. The transcript has 7 exons. The record is from RefSeq and is a predicted model, not a curated record. Bases 410 to 3388 code for a protein of 992 amino acids. NCBI's taxonomy places the organism in Eukaryota, Metazoa, Arthropoda, Insecta, Diptera, Drosophilidae.
UAUAAUAAUAUAUAACUAAUAAUGCUAAGUUAAAGUUAAAACCUAACUCUACGCGUUCAUCAACUUAAUUUAAGUGUUAAAAUAGUUCUAAAGUGUCUUUUAAAUUGCCAAAAAGCCAAAAAUUCUACAGGCGUCUGCACAACAAUUCACAGAGUUCUUGCUGUUGUUGUUGUUGUUCUUUUGGGUUGCAGUAAAUUAAAGUACAUGGUCGCUAUUGAUUUGGAAUUGGCUUGAGAACGUAAACGCAAACGUUUUUUGGCCUAUACCUCAACUGCAUGCGAAUUGAGAAUACGAAAAUAAAUACAAACGCUGUGGAUCAGCAAAGGCGUCGAGUGAAAAGAGGAGAAAUACGUAGCUGCAACAGCAACAGCAACAGUAACAGCAACAGGAGAAAGAAUUUCAGACUGCAAUGCAGCAUCAUGUGCAUGCCGCAAGACCAGCACCGCAUAUGCGUGGAGCACAUCAUCAUGGCCAUAUGCCGCUAACGCAUCCACACGCUGGCAUGGAUCCACAUCUGGGCUCGCUGACAGCUUCGCUCGUUGGGGAUCAACCACAGGCACAGCCACCGCCGCAACUCGAUGCUCAUCAUGGACGUCUCAAUCAUCAUCAUCAGCAGCAUCUUCUCGCACAGCCACAGGGACCGCCGCCGCCGCCGCCACCGAAUGCCGCGUAUCACAAUAACAACAGCAAUCAAAUGCAAAAGAUACGCCAACAACAUCAGAACCUCAACCUCAACCUCAACCACAGCAACAGUCACAGUCACAUAGCAAAACACAACCAAACUGCGCAGCCGUACAACCAUGCGGCUGCCCUAGCCUACGGCCAAUUACCGCCGCAUCACAUGGCAGCCCAUCUAGGCGGCUAUGCAGCACAGCAUCCGCCGCCACAGAACGUCUUGGGCAAGAACUCGCACUAUUAUCUAAACAAGCAUCACAAAUACAACAACAACAAUAACAAUAACAACAACUACGCACAUGUGCCCAAAGCAAUAAUGCACAACACAUAUCGCCAGGCCAAGAGCAAUAGUCAAGCAACAGCAGUAGCAACAGCAACAGCAGCAGGCACAACAUCAGCAGCAGCAACAACAACAUCAGCAGCAGCACCAGCCGUGGAGCCUGUCACUGCUGCUGAGGACAACAGUGAGCCAGCAGCAAAUACAGAAACAACUGAUAAUAGUGAAGAGCACUUGCCCAUCAAUGCAGUAGAAAGCGAAGAUUGCAGCAGCAGCGUAGAAAAUAUUGAUACUGCUGUCACGCUGCCCAAUGUGGACAGCAGCGCUGGUUCGCGCAGCUCCAAGGACAAGACGCCCAUGUGUCUGGUCAAUGAGCUGGCGCGUUUUAAUAAGAUCACACAUCAAUAUCGCUUGACGGGCGAGCGUGGACCAGCGCACUGCAAAACGUUUACAGUCACCUUAAAACUGGGCGAGGAGGAGUACUCUGCAGAUGGUUUUAAGAUCAAGAAGGCACAGCAUAUGGCUGCCUCCAAGGCAAUUGAGGAGACCAAGUAUAAGCAUCCGCCGCCCAAAAUACGCCGCAAUGAGGAAACCAGCACAACGCGCACGCACAUUACGCCGACGGUGGAGCUGAAUGCAUUGGCCAUGAAGCUGGGCCAACGUACUUACUAUCUGCUGGACCCGUCGCAAUUGCCACCGCCAGAUCCAAUGAUGCUGCCAGACUAUGGUGCACCCUUGUUGGCGACGCCAGCGUCUGGAGUGCCGCCACCACAGCAGGCAUCAUCAUAUGCAAUGCGUCGCAAUGCCGCCGCUGCUGCUGGUGCUUAUGUUAUAUCUGCACCACCGCAUAUACAUGGCCAUCCGCAUCCGCAUCCACAGCUGGCGUUGCAGCCACAGCGCGGCAUUUAUGGCCAUCAGCGCGGCUAUGGGCCGCGUCAAUCGCGCUAUGCGCUGCCGCCUGCGCUCGGCGGACCGCAUAUGAUGGCCGGACCACAUAAUCCAUAUGCGGCGCCUGUGCCCGCAACGCCCAGCAAGAUUACGCUGUUCGUGGGCAAGCAGAAAUUCGUGGGCAUUGGACGCACGCUGCAGCAGGCCAAGCAUGAUGCAGCGGCUCGUGCGCUGCAAGUGCUCAAAACACAGGCGAGCAGCGCUAGUGAGGAGGCGCUGGAUGAGAUGGAUGAUGAGGAGAGUGAUAAGAAGUCGCCCAUUUCGCAGGUGCAUGAGAUUGGCAUUCGACGCAGCAUGACCGUGUCCUUUAAGGUGCUGCGCGAGGACGGUCCAGCGCAUAUGAAGAACUUCAUAACCGCCUGCAUAGUGGGGCCCAUUGUGACCGAGGGCGAGGGCAAUGGCAAGAAGCUGUCGAAGAAGCGUGCCGCUGAGAAAAUGCUGGCUGAGCUGCAUAAGCUGCCACCGCUGACGCCCACGAAACAAACGCCCAUGAAGCGCCCCAUCAAGCCAAUCAGGACGCCGGGCAAAAUCAGCACAGGAACUAACCUCACAGUAGCGCUGCCGGCAUUGGUGAAGCCAGAGCGACGUAACAGGCGUGGCGAGAAAGUUGUAAAGGAGAAAGCUGUAGCCGAACCGCUUGAUGAUGCUGAGAAUCCCAUCACCAAGCUCAUACAACUGCAGCAGACGCGCAAGGAGAAGGAGCCCAUAUUCGAGACGAUUGCCAAGAACGGCAGCGAAACGUCCAGGCGGCGUGAAUUUCUCAUUGAAGUCAGUGCCAAUGGGUACACAGCACGCGGUGCGGGCAGCAGCAAAAAAGUGGCCAAGCGCAAUGCAGCCCAGUUACUUUUGGAGCAACUGGAAGCUAUUGAACCAAAAAGCAAGGAACAGAAGGCAACAACCUCAGCGGAAGCCAAGUCAACAGAUGAGUCAGCUGGAGCUGGUGAGCUGGAUGUGCCCAUGGUUACAACGCCGGGAGGUCUAGUGCCGGGCAUUUUGAUAUUGCGUCAAAACAAGAAACCCAACAAGAAAAAGGAUAUUGUCAUUAAGCCUAAUACAGAGGCAGCGCAAGAGAAAGACGCCAACACUAAUGGAAAAGAGGACAGCAAAGAAUCGAAAGCAACUGAAGCAGCCGCUUCCAGUGAGAGCAACUUGAACACAUCCACAGGCAGCAAUACCAGCGGCGUUAGCAGCAACAGCAGCAAUGCAACUGCCGGCAACAGCAACAGCGGCGGCGGCGGCAACGAGGGUAAUAGCAGCGGUGGCGUAGCCAUGAAGGAACAGCUCUUAUAUCUCAGCAAAUUGAUGGACUUUGAGGUCAACUUUUCGGACUAUCCCAAGGGCAAUCACAAUGAGUUUCUGACAAUUGUUACGGUAACCACAACUCCGCCGCAAAUUUGUCAUGGCGUUGGCAAAAGCUGCGAGGAAUCGCAAAAUGAGGCCGCUCGCAAUGCGCUCAAGAUUCUCAGCGCACUGGGAUUGAACAAUUGAAGAAACUAAGCCAAAAGCCAAACUAAACUAAACUAAACUAACUGCAAUUAUUAAAUUAUCAUUUUUUUUGUUUCCAAAAGAGUCAAAACGCAAGCAAAAGAAACGAGAAAAGCAAACCACCCGUCCACAAAUCAAACCUUAAAACGCUCAUGUUCAAAAAGAAAGAAGCAGUGUGCAACAUUUUGAAGUAUGCAAACGCAAAAGUAAAACUAAAUCGAUUAAGAAUAACAAUGCAAGAAACAAUGCCAGUACUUUUUGAAAUAGCAAAUUCUUAGUUAAUAUCUAUUUAUUUAUUUAUGUGCCAGUGUGCAUAAAGCUGUGCAGCUUGUGCAAACUGCUGUUAUUAUUUUUAUUUAUUUAUUGUUGAAAAUUGAUGAACGAAUCGAUAAUGUUAUAAAAGAAAAAGAAAAGAAAAGCAAGGCAAGCAAAGAAACAAUAACUAAAUAUACACAUUUAACAAUUAAGAUUGAAAGCGCAUUAGCCACUUGAAUUGAAUUGAUGAACAAAAAUAUGAGAUUGUAAACGAAAAUUAUUGCAUAUAUAUAUUUAUUAGCUGCAUGCGAGAUGCGGCUGUCAACAGCUUAGGCAGAGCUUUCAAAAAAUAAAUAGAAAAUUUGUUGCAUUUUCUUCAGAUGUGCACAAAGAGAGACGCCCAGAGAGAUCGAGCCUAGAGAGAUGAGCCUAGUAAGCCAGCGAGUGAGAGUGAGAGUGAUUGUGAAAUUUUUGAUUUAUUUUUUCAAAGCCAACUAAAGCCAAACAAGCGCACACCAACUUAGCUUCUGCUUGUGGUACAUAAUGUCAGAUGAAACUCGUCGAAUAAUGAAACUAUACAUAUAAUAUUAAUAUUAUAAUCACUAGUUAAUAUAAGCCUAAGUACUUACAACUAUGCCAGACGUGUCUGUGCCGCCUAACAAAUUUCAAACUCAGCGCUCAGUUCAGUGUUUGAAGUUUGUUGAACCAAACAGCCGGCAACAGCUUAUGGCAAUUUGCUUGGAUUGCUAUAAAUUGUGUGCAAGGCAUUGGGUGAGAGCGCUGCACUUGGUAUAGCGUAAGCAGAAAUACAAUUUUCAUAAUCGUUGUAAUUAAUAUUAAUUGUUUAAAAUCCAUUUUGUAAAUGCUCAGCUUUUGCUAACAGCUACGGCCAAAAGCUGAGCAUCUUUAUGAAUAUUGUGUUGUUUAAAUUAAUACCCAGUUUGUUUAUUCCUAUGCGUUUUGUUUUUAUACACACACACACACAUACACACACAAUGUUUAUUAUGUUACGUUUGAAACGAAAUUCCCAUUAUAUAUGUUUGUACAAUAGUUUUUAAACGUUCUUUGCUCACAAUUAAACAGCACAGGUUAAGCGUUAAGUUGCAUUAUGUGAAAUUGUAUUUUGUCGCAGCUACAAAUGUUGUUGCAACAAUGUGCAUGAUUACUUUGGAUACCAAUCUAUCAACUAUAAAACCUACUUAGCAUGUAAGGCAAAUUGUAAACACUUUUAAUAACACAUCCAGUAUUAAAAAUAUAACAAUUAUAUAAAUAAACAAUUAAAUCAAAUCGUGCACAUUGUUUGCACGCCUCAAAGCUAUACUAACUAACUGAACAAACACACACACACACACAAACACACUACUACACAUUAAAGAAAAAAAUCUUCAUUUUGUUCGAAGAUUUUGCAAAAGCAUUAAUUUAUUUAAUAAAACACGCAGCAACAUAUUGUAAGCACUUUUGCAAAAUCUUCACAAAAUUAAUAAUAAUAAUAAUAUACAUGUUUCAUAAACAAGGAAACAAACUAAACACUGUUCUUAAACAGCAAAAGCAAGAGCAAACUGAAACAUUUAUUAGAUCUUAAGCCAGCCCACGAAAAAGAGUAAAAAAAAAAUGAAAAAAAAAACAAGUGUUAGUCUUAAAACUAAAUGUCUAUGUACUGUUUUUUGUGCUAUUUCAUACUACAACUACAAGAACUAUACGACCAUGUAAACUGUAAUACUUGUAAUAAAUUAUACAAAUAAAGUGGAAUCCAACGUGUCGUUUCAUUUCGC